This is a messenger RNA of Procambarus clarkii (red swamp crayfish), 504 nucleotides long. The record is from RefSeq and is a predicted model, not a curated record. NCBI's taxonomy places the organism in Eukaryota, Metazoa, Arthropoda, Malacostraca, Decapoda, Cambaridae.
AGCCGCCGCCGGGGCUGGUGUGGGGCGGCCGGGGGUCGGUGCUGGGGAGCGGGACCAGCGUGGAGCACCAGGGCUCACUCUCCACCACCUGGAUGGUGGUGGUGGCCUCCAGGGCCACGGCCCACACCACCAUCACCUGCUCCACCACCAACCACUCCAUCUCCUCCGGCCUCAUGAACACUGUCACCACCACCAUCACAGUCAACUUGCCGCCGCUGGAGGUGAGGCUGGAGGCCCCUGGGGAGUGGGUGAGCGGGGGCCAGCAGACCUCCUUCAGGUGUCGUGUGGUGGGAGCGUCCCCAGAGCCCCAGGUACAGUGGUGGCUGGCCGGCCGACAGCUCGCCGCCACCACGCCCCUCACGACGGUGGCGGGUAACGUGAGUGUGAGCACUGUGAAGCUCACCCCUGAGCCUGGGGACCACGGAGCGCCCCUCGUGUGCAAGGCCUUCAGUCCUAACCUGCCCGGCACUGUGCUCCACCACCAGCUCACCCUCGCUGUCCACU